AUGACUAUGCAUUACGAUAAGGUACACAGUUCAACUUGGAAUCGGAAAAAUGCGGUUACUGGGCCUGUUCAGCAAUUGACUGUUGGUCGUUAUAAAUUCCAUAGCUACAUUCAGGUUUGCUUUCCAGAUUCAACAGAUGCAGAUAUCUUUAAUGCGUUGGCAUCUGUAGCUUCAGAUACGCCAUAUUCAUCCGAUGAUCAGCCAGCACAACAUCCAACUCCAACCGUACGUUCCAUUUCCACAUCGACAAUAUUUGUGUUGCUCCAUAUUGCUGAGGAGAUCAGACAGAUACUAAUUUCUUACAAAAACAGCCCCAGGCGCAAGGGCAACAAUCCCAAGAAGCGCGAGCUUCUCAGAAACAUGAUUCUUUAA
Molecule: messenger RNA, 372 nt
Organism: Kickxella alabastrina
Lineage: Eukaryota; Fungi; Kickxellomycota; Kickxellomycetes; Kickxellales; Kickxellaceae
Exons: 1
Coding region: 1-372 (123 amino acids)
Source: RefSeq, a predicted model, not a curated record